This is a messenger RNA of Telopea speciosissima, 3459 nucleotides long. RefSeq names its product kinesin-like protein KIN-14R. Gene Ontology annotation, molecular function: microtubule binding; microtubule motor activity; ATP binding. Bases 138 to 3425 code for a protein of 1095 amino acids. The record is from RefSeq and is a predicted model, not a curated record. NCBI's taxonomy places the organism in Eukaryota, Viridiplantae, Streptophyta, Magnoliopsida, Proteales, Proteaceae. Gene Ontology annotation, biological process: microtubule-based movement. The transcript has 19 exons.
AAAAGAAAAUGCGAUUAUCAGCUUCUACUCUUUCCUAAGCCUAACACGAUAAUCUUGCAGGACAAUACAUCCGCGCCAUUGCCGAAUUUCAAGAUCUUGACGUUUUCAGAGUUCAGAUUAGCCGAGAGGUCAGCCCAAUGGAAGAAAUGCGAGCCUACACAUCGCAUCGCGAUCCAGAGGCCCCAAUUUCCUUAUCUAGGGAUCUCGAUCGUGAGCAAGAACUACCUAUGGUUAACUCCUCGUUUGGAAACGAUGAUGAACCUUCCAGUGCUGGAACUCAAAAUUGCAGUGUUGAUGAUGCAGAUCCGGUAGAUUCAAUGCUCUGUUUUUGGGGUUCAAGGCUUGUCCACGUGGGGCUUGAGCGGGUUAACUGCACAGAAGAUUUUGUGAUGUUUGUGAAUGCUGGUGGUGGGACAUUAAGGGAAGAAGAUGCCAAUAACAUAUUCAAGCCAGACAUCUGCUUCCAAGGAGGGGAUGAUUUUGGGACAGAAGAGAGUAUAAUAGAUGGGGGAGACUAUCCGUCAAUUUACCAGUCUGCACGGCUUGGAAAUUUCUGUUACCGUUUUGACAAUCUUCCACCUGGAGAUUAUUUUGUUGAUCUACAUUUUGCGGAGAUUAUAAACACAAAUGGACCUCAAGGAAUGAGAGUUUUCAAUGUCUAUGUGCAGGAAGAGAAGGUUCUAUCUGAACUUGAUAUCUAUUCCAUUGUUGGAUCCAAUAGACCAUUGCAGCUGGUUGAUGCCAAGGUCUCUGUGGGUGAGGAUGCUGCAAUUGUAAUAAGGUUCGAAGGAGUUCAUGGAAGCCCACUGGUUAGUGGGAUAUGCAUUAGGAGAGCACCAAAAUCAUCUGAUAGUCAGGAGAAAUCUGAGCACCUCAUCUGCAAGAACUGUGCUGCUGAUAUUGAAGUUCCUUCAGAUCAGAAGAAACUUAUUCGGAUGAAAUCUACUACCAAGUAUGAGAAAAAGAUAGAAGAAUUGACUACCCAAUGCAAGCUCAAGACAAAUGAGUGCUAUGAGGCUUGGAUGUCUCUGACAGCUGCAAAUGACCAGCUACAGAAGGUUAGGAUGGAGCUUGACAAUAAGUGCUUCCAAACUCUCUCCUUAGACCAAGCUAUGAAAAAGCAAGGGACAGAACUGAGGGAUGUUUGUAGUAGAUAUGAACAAGAUAAGAAGUUCUGGAUUGCUGCUGUUAAUGAUUUAGAAGGAAAAUUAAAGAUUCUGAAACAGGACCAUUCUAAACUCUCCUGUGAAGCUCAUGAGUGUGCUGAUUCAAUUCCGGAAUUGAAUCAAAUGGUCUUUGCAGUUCGGGCUUUGGUUGCACAGUGUGAGGAUCUUAAAGUGAAGUACAGUGAAGAGCAGGUACAGAGAAAAAAGCUCUUCAACCAAAUUCAAGAUGCAAAAGGGAAUAUUAGGGUCUUCUGCCGGUGCCGUCCAUUAAGUAAGGCGGAAGUUUCUGCAGGAUAUGCAACGGUUGCAGACUUUGAUGCAGCUAAGGAUGGAGAAUUAGGGAUUUUGACUGGUGGUGCUGCGAAGAAGACCUUCAAAUUUGACAGAGUUUAUACACCAAAGGAUGAUCAGGCUGCUGUGUUUGCGGAUGCCUCACCUUUGGUGACUUCAGUGUUAGAUGGAUACAAUGUAUGUAUAUUUGCAUAUGGGCAAACAGGGACAGGAAAGACUUUUACAAUGGAGGGUAUCGAGCUGAACCGAGGAGUCAAUUACAGGACUCUGGAUCAGUUGUUCAAAAUAGCCAAAGAAAGGAAUGAGACUUUUACAUACAACAUAUCUGUUAGUGUGCUUGAAGUCUACAAUGAGCAGAUCAGGGACUUGCUUGCCACAUCACCAACAUCCAAAAAGUUGGAGAUACGGCAAGCUUCUGAAGGGGUUCAUCAUGUUCCAGGAAUUGUGGAAGCCAAGGUUGAGAAUAUAAAGGAGGUCUGGGAUGUGCUGCAGGCUGGAAGUAAUGCUAGAGCUGUUGGAUCCAACAAUGUCAAUGAGCAUAGCAGUCGCUCCCAUUGCAUGCUUUGUAUAAUGGUAAGAGCAAAGAAUCUGUUGAAUGGGGAGUCUACCAAGAGCAAGCUUUGGCUUGUGGACUUAGCUGGCAGUGAAAGGCUUGCAAAAACCGAUGUACAAGGUGAGCGGCUCAAGGAAGCUCAGAAUAUCAACAGAUCACUUUCAGCCCUUGGGGAUGUCAUAUCUGCUCUAGCAACCAAAAACAGUCAUAUUCCAUAUAGGAAUUCCAAAUUGACGCAUCUGCUCCAAGAUUCAUUAGGGGGUGAAUCCAAAACUCUGAUGUUUGUGCAAAUAAGCCCUUCAGAAUACGACUUAGGCGAGACUCUAAGUUCAUUGAAUUUUGCAACUCGGGUUCGGGGGAUUGAGUUGGGUCCUGCAAAGAAGCAGAUUGACGCGGGUGAACUUCAAAAGUUGAAAAUGUUGCUUGAAAAAGCAAAGCAGGAAUCUAGAUCAAAAGAUGAUUCACUGCGGAAGUUGCAAGAUGACAUUCAAAACUUGGAAAAUAAGGCUACAAGCAAAGAUCACCUUUGCAAAAGCCAACACGAAAAAGUAAAAGAACUUGAAAACCAGCUUGAGUUGAAGAUAGAGUUACACAGCCAGAUGGAGAAGCAAUGUCGGCAUCUUGUAGAGAUAAUGAAGGGAAGUGAAGAAACUUGCAUGGCCCUUCAACAAAAGGUUAAGGAGCUUGAAAACAAGUUGAAAGAGAGAGAGCGCAUGGAGUCCCUCAGUCUUCAACAGAAGGUCAAAGACCUUGAAGACAAGCUCAAAGAGAGAGACCUUCAGUUUGAAUCCAAUUCUAUGACCCUUAGAAGAAAGGUCAAGGAAUUGGAGAGCAAGCUGAGAGAGCAAGAACAAAACUCAGAGUCUGUUUACCUUCAGCAGAAGGUUAAGGAGGUUGAAGACAAAUUGAAAGAGCGAGAACAACAAGUGGAGUCUAUGAUAUACAAACUGAAAGAACGAGAACAACAAGUGGAGUCUAUGCUACUACUAAGUUCAACAAGUAAGUCAGGAGCAGCUAGCCCAAACCAAGGAAAAGCCAUGUCCAGAGAGGAAUCCAUGUGUGAAACUGAUCCCAUGAUUCUAAGGAGCUCAAGUUCAAUCAAUCGCGCAAUGAAUCAGGAGUCUGUUUUGCUACGCGGCACUGAAUCUCUCCGUGAGAUUAGAAGGAAAAGAGAUAUCAGAAGUGGUGAAACGGAAAAUAUUUACUUCCAACCAAAUCCUUCACUUGAGAAGAAGAUAGUGCCAACAGUGGUUGGCAGAGUUAGAAAAAUUGAUCCAGUUAAACCAUUGACAAGAGUUGUAAGAACAACCAAACCAGUUAAUACUGCUCCAAAGAUGUUUUCUCAUGGCAGGAUCAACAGAGAUCAGGUCCAAGGAAUCAAGGAGAAAGAUAAGACAAGGGGAUGGUCAAGAUAGCGAAACAAAAGAAGUCAAAGCAAGUGAAGCAGGU